Messenger RNA from Vespa mandarinia (Asian giant hornet), 785 nucleotides. It is a transcript of the gene eIF1A, whose product is annotated as eukaryotic translation initiation factor 1A. Gene Ontology annotation, biological process: translational initiation. Gene Ontology annotation, molecular function: RNA binding; translation initiation factor activity. NCBI's taxonomy places the organism in Eukaryota, Metazoa, Arthropoda, Insecta, Hymenoptera, Vespidae. The record is from RefSeq and is a predicted model, not a curated record.
UAGACACAGUCCAUAGGGAGCGUCAGCAAGCGAAGCUAGUGACAUCUAGUCAUAGAAUAUUAUAUAUAAAAAGAAAGAAAAAAACUGUAAGCUAAGUACUUUUACUUCUUCCAGUCGCGUUGUGUGAAAUCAUUGAGAGAUUAUAUACGCGAGAAUACAUUUUAAGUCAUCAUGCCGAAAAAUAAGGGAAAGGGAGGUAAAAAUAGGAGGAGAGGUAAAAAUGAGAAUGAAACAGAAAAGAGAGAGUUGGUGUUUAAAGAAGAUGGUCAAGAAUAUGCACAAGUAACAAAGAUGCUUGGUAAUGGCAGGCUAGAAGCAAUGUGCUUUGAUGGUGUAAAGAGAUUGUGCCACAUUCGAGGUAAACUUCGUAAAAAGGUUUGGAUUAAUCAAGGUGAUAUCAUUUUAAUUGGUCUUCGAGAUUAUCAAGAUGCAAAAGCAGAUGUUAUUUUAAAAUAUACAUCUGAUGAAGCUCGAAAUUUAAAAACUUAUGGUGAAUUUCCUGAAACUGUACGCAUCAAUGACACUGUUACCUUUGUUGAAGAUGGAUUUGAUGAAGAUAUUGAGUUUGGUGAUGAAAUCAGUGAUGAUGAUGAAGAUGAUGUAGACAAUAUCUGAUGAUCUAUAAUACAGUCAGGUGCAAAUAUAUAGUGUCAGAUGGUAUAGGAGUAUCUAUUUAUUUCAAUAGAUGCAACUAUGGACACUUCACUAAAACAGCAAAUUUUGCUUCUAAUAAGUAGCCAAUUUUUCUUGUAUCUAUGAAUAAAAUAACAUGUUUCCCAUUAAUA